Dichomitus squalens LYAD-421 SS1 is the source of this 900-nucleotide messenger RNA. RefSeq lists its product as uncharacterized. NCBI's taxonomy places the organism in Eukaryota, Fungi, Basidiomycota, Agaricomycetes, Polyporales, Polyporaceae. The transcript is spliced from 2 exons. Bases 42 to 575 code for a protein of 177 amino acids. The record is from RefSeq and is a predicted model, not a curated record.
CGCCUCGCUCCUUAACGUCCUCCCCUCCGUGUUACGAAACGAUGCGCUACGCACACGUCCUCACUCUCCUGCUCCUGCCCUUCCUGGUCGUGGCACAGACGACCUCCAACUCGACAUCGGCUGCACAACAGAGCGCAUCGGGAGGCACGUCAGGUAACUCCACGCAGCCUACAGCAAGCGGGAACUCCACCGCCUCCGCUACGCCUUCAGUAACAACCAUUACCUCCGUCUUCACCACCGUUGUCCUCGGCACCAACCGUGUCCUCUCCACAAUCACCUCCACAACUCUCACUACGAGCACAAUUGCACCGCCUAACCAGAGUGGGGCAUCUUCUGGAGCGUCGGGUGGCCAAAGCUCGACCUCCACUUCCACCUCGCCUCCGACCACUGCGCCCGCAAGCAUCGACGGCGGUGGCAACCUUCCUAAUGGUGCACCGAGCCCGGGAACAACGGGUGAUGGAGGCAUUUUUGGUCCUGGGGACGGCUACAUCGCUGCCGCACUGAUACACAACGCAAACCUGCUGCUGACUGUGCUCGUGGGCGUCGCAGCGGGCGCCGCGCUGGUGACGAUGUAGGGUCUGGCGGCGCAGACCUACGUUGGGAGUGGUUUGGUGGGAUUGGGGUUAGGGACACAUCGCAUCUUCACAUUUUUGCACGGACAUUCUUGUAUGACCCUCAUGGACAUCUACCCAGUAUUGUUAUACGCGUAGUUGGACUACAGUAUGCGUGCGGGUUUCAUGCCCGUGCGCAUCACGCUUUUCGUUGCUCUCUUCUCGCAAAUAGCGUACGCUCUCAUAGAUCAGGAUAAUACAGCUGGUUGCGGAAUUAAUGCCAGCCGACUCCGAACGACGCUCGUGCACUUUCUGCAUCGUAAAAUGAAACAAAUCCCAUAAAUCGCCC